AUCAAGUGUAAAUUUAUGUCGUCAUUUCACUCGUUACUCAAAUACAUUGUACUUGCUCGUGGUUUUUCAGAUAACAGUAUGAUGGACGGUAUAUAUCUCUCAGUUUUCAUUACCCUUGUAGUCGUGGGUUCAGUAGUAGCACCUCCAGCUUCAAGGAUCAGCGAGAUCAAGAUAACCAGAUGUAGCUGCACCAGCUGCUCGUUCAAACAAAUUGGUUACGGAUACGUUUAUGUUUCGUUCAAUAGUGCAAGGGUAUCAUGCACUAAAUCCGCCAUUUUACGAGGAAGAACAGUAAUCGGGUGGAAUCACAAUUGUCCAAUAUCUAGUUCAUCUGGAAAAUUUGAAGUAAAAGCUGGAAAUAUUUGUGGAAAGGAUUACGACCGUGUGUAUCUGAACAAUUGUAAAGGAUAUCCCUGCAGUGGUAUAGGUCGUUAGAAAACAGACCAUUUGACAAUAUUGCAAUGUUACAGUGUUUCCAUUCUGUCAACGUGUUGCCCACUGGACAUUAAUAUGAUACGAAAUAAUACAGUAGAGUAGUAAGAAAAUAAAAAAAAUGAGAAAUUAUAUAAUGCGAU
This is a messenger RNA of Ruditapes philippinarum (Manila clam), 575 nucleotides long. RefSeq lists its product as uncharacterized. The record is from RefSeq and is a predicted model, not a curated record. The transcript is spliced from 2 exons. NCBI's taxonomy places the organism in Eukaryota, Metazoa, Mollusca, Bivalvia, Venerida, Veneridae. The coding region runs from base 16 to 435 and encodes 139 amino acids.